Molecule: messenger RNA, 1185 nt
Organism: Vicia faba (fava bean)
Lineage: Eukaryota; Viridiplantae; Streptophyta; Magnoliopsida; Fabales; Fabaceae
Source: the annotation of a GenBank genome assembly
AUGGCGACCUGGCAUUUUUUCAAACAGUUAACCUGCACACUUGGCGCCCAUUCCACGGCCAUAUCCCGCCCUCUAAUGCGCUCAUCACCUUCUUCUCUCUCACUCUCAUCAUUACUUCCUUUUCUCUCCAAACACCACCACAAAGUUAGUCACCAUUGGCGUUCCCAUAACAUCCCAAUCAAAUUCAAAAUUCAUAUCGCAGCAACUUCUUCCACCGCUCUACCACACAAGCCUUCAACUCCAUAUCAUUCGGUUCAGAUUCAGUGUCCUAAAGAUAAUGCAGAUAUGCUUGGAGAAGCUCUUUUGUGCUUUGGUGCAACUUCUGUUAGCGUGGAUCAUAAUGAUGGCUGUCAAACAAUAGAUGAGAUUUGCAUUACUUCUAUCUAUCCUGAAGGUGAGGAUAUAAAUUUAAACAUUUCCCAUGCGUUUGAUUCUAUUGGUUUCAAGGAGAAACCAAGGUACGAAAUUAAAGCUAUUGAGGAGGAGGACUGGAUAAAGAGAUCCCAGGAAUCAUUUCACCCCGUAGAAGUUACUAAAGGCUUGUGGGUGGUGCCCGAGUGGAGUACUCCGCCUGAUGUUCAAGCAACAAAUAUAAUUCUCAAUCCUGGACAUGCUUUUGGAACAGGAGAACAUGCCACCACUAAACUUUGUCUAUUAUUCUUGCAUGGUUGUAUAACUGGAGGAGAAUACAUCUUAGACUAUGGCACGGGCUCUGGAAUUCUUGCAAUUGCAGCUCUUAAGUUUGGUGCUUCCUUAGCAGUUGGAGUUGAUAUAGAUGCAGAAGCAAUUGCAUCAGCAUAUCAAAAUGCUGCCCUAAACAACAUUGGACCAGACAGAAUGCAACUGCAGCUCAUUGCUAGUGAAAAUACUUUACCCUCCAAGGGUGACGGGACAUCUGGAGUUGUAAAAGGAGAAAACACUAUUGAGAUACAAACUGUUACUGACAAGGAUAAGUAUGAUGUGGUCAUUGCAAAUAUACUCUUAAAUCCUUUAUUAGAUAAUGCUGAGAAAAUCAUCUCCUGUGCAAAUCCCGGAGCAAUUAUUGCUCUCUCUGGUAUAUUAUCUGAACAGGUUCAUCACAUCAUAAAAAGAUAUUCCCCAUUCUUAGAAGGCAUACAAGUUUCCAAAAUGGACGACUGGGCUUGCGUGAGUGGUAGAAAAAGUAGGAAUUCGGAUGCAUGCUGA